AUGCACGAUCAAACAGGUUUUCGAGACAUCCGAAUUCGACCCCUUCAUCCAGUUUCGUCAGCUGAAUUUGUUCGUCAACUUCUUCCUUCAUUUUCUGAAAGCGUUGUUGCAAAUGUGGCUACGAUUUCGUCCAAUGUUCCUCUGGCAAUGAAACUCGUUGCUUCGAUAGUUGAAAACAAUAAUGAAGAUAUGGCAAAUAAAAUACUUGCGGAAUUAAGUCCUUCGGGAAGUCUUUUAGAGAUAGACAGGUCAUACGAGCAAAACAUGGAAAGGCUGUUCGAGACUCCUUUUGAGCAGCUGCCAUUAAGUGAUAAGCAUGCGCUGAUUUCGUUAACCGUUUUUUCAUCCCGUAGAAUAAGUAAAGAUGCUGCAGUUGACGUUAUUUUUGAUGAAAUUGGAGUUGCGAAAGCUGUAAGGAGCCUUAAAACACUUGUGAAGAAAUCACUAAUUGAUGAAGAUUCCUGUGGACAAUAUUACUCUAUUCACCCUCUUAUUCAUUUUUGA
This is a messenger RNA of Paramuricea clavata, 504 nucleotides long. The record is from the annotation of a GenBank genome assembly. Lineage: Eukaryota; Metazoa; Cnidaria; Anthozoa; Malacalcyonacea; Plexauridae.